Messenger RNA from Rhea pennata, 1583 nucleotides. RefSeq names its product solute carrier family 18 member A1 (gene SLC18A1). Lineage: Eukaryota; Metazoa; Chordata; Aves; Rheiformes; Rheidae. The coding region runs from base 1 to 1581 and encodes 526 amino acids. Gene Ontology annotation, biological process: transmembrane transport; xenobiotic transport; aminergic neurotransmitter loading into synaptic vesicle. Gene Ontology annotation, cellular component: terminal bouton; synaptic vesicle membrane. The transcript is spliced from 15 exons. Gene Ontology annotation, molecular function: serotonin:sodium:chloride symporter activity; xenobiotic transmembrane transporter activity. The record is from RefSeq and is a predicted model, not a curated record.
AUGCCCCAGCCCACAGAGCACGUCCCCUGGCGCUGGCUGAAGGAGGGCAGGGAGUCUCGGACGCUGGUGUUGGUGGUGGUAUUCGUCGCACUGCUGCUGGAUAACAUGUUGCUCACUGUUGUGGUACCUAUUGUCCCCACCUUUCUUUAUACGACUGAAUAUGAAGGCCCUAACAGCUCUGCUACCCCAGAACAGACAGAGUCUGCUCCCUCAACCUUCAAGACUCCUCCUUUCUCCUCCAUGUUCUCCUAUUUUGACAACACCACAGUGACUGUCUUGGACUACUCUGCCAACAGCACUGUGGAGCAGGUGAACGUGACUGAAAGCAGGAGCUUGCCUCAGCUCCCUGAGACCAGCCCACCACCAGAAAGCAGCUGCCUGGAGGGCAAAGAGUUCCUCACCAAUGAAAAUGUCCGCGUGGGGCUGCUGUUUGCCUCCAAGGCUCUCAUACAGCUCAUUGUCAACCCAUUUGUGGGUCCCCUGACCAACAGGAUAGGAUACCACAUCCCCAUGUUCAUUGGAUUCAUCAUCAUGUUUCUCUCCACAGUCAUGUUUGCUUUCUCAGGCACCUAUACCUUGCUGUUCAUUUCUAGAGCACUCCAAGGAAUUGGUUCAUCAUUUUCAUCAGUUGCAGGCCUGGGCAUGCUGGCCAGUGUGUACACGGAUGACUCCGAGAGAGGCAAUGCAAUGGGGAUUGCUCUAGGAGGCCUGGCCUUAGGUGUGCUGAUUGGGGCCCCCUUUGGAAGCGUGAUGUACGAAUUUGUUGGGAAAUCAUCUCCCUUUCUGAUCCUGGCAUUCUUAGCCCUGCUGGAUGGAGCUUUACAGCUUUGUAUACUGCAGCCCUCUAAGAUCUCCCCUGAGAGCACCAAAGGCACACCAGUAUUCACCUUGCUGCAAGACCCCUACGUCCUUGUUGCCGCAGGAGCCCUCUGCUUUGCUAAUAUGGGGGUGGCCAUGCUUGAACCCACCUUGCCUAUCUGGAUGAUGCAAACCAUGUGCUCCCCGAAAUGGCAGCUAGGGAUGGCAUUCCUUCCUGCCAGUGUAUCCUACCUCAUUGGCACCAAUCUCUUUGGGAUUUUGGCUCACAAAAUGGGGCGGUGGCUCUGCUCUCUCAUCGGAAUGGUUGUGGUGGGAAUUAGUCUCCUUUGUGUACCUCUGGCAACAAAUAUUUAUGGGCUGAUUGCCCCGAAUGGUGGGCUUGGCUUUGCCAUCGGAAUGGUGGACUCCUCAAUGAUGCCUAUUAUGGGUUACCUGGUGGACCUUCGCCACACCUCUGUCUACGGCAGUGUCUACGCCAUAGCUGAUGUCGCCUUAUGCAUGGGCUUUGCUAUCGGUCCAUCCACAGGAGGUGCAAUUGUACAAGCUAUUGGAUUUCCUUGGCUGAUGGUCAUCAUAGGAGUUAUCAACAUUGCUUAUGCUCCUCUUUGUUGGUAUCUGCGCAGCCCUCCUGCUAAAGAGGAAAAGAUUGCAAUUUUAAGCCAGGAAUGCCCCAUGCAAACCAAAAGCUACACCACACAGAAAUCACUGAGAGACUUCCCUCUCACAGAUGACAGCGAUGUGGAGGUAGAAAAUGCAGAAUAGCA